UCCCACCCGGCACUCUCCUCCCUCCCGCUCCGCCCUCUCCUCGCCGGCGGCGACCCCGACCGCGCCCUCUCCCUCCUCGACUCCCUCCCGCCCGGCUUCCUCCCACUCCGCGAGUCCCUCCUCCUCCCGCUGCUCCGAUCUUUGCCUCCCGGUCGCGCCCUCCACCUGCUCGACCAAUUGCCCCGCCGCUUCGGUGUUCAGCCGUCGUUCCGCUCCUACAACGUCGUCCUGUCAGUGCUCGCCAGGGCGGACUGCCACGCCGACGCGCUCGCGCUCUACCGCCGGAUGGUCCACAGGGACCGCGUCCCGCCCACCACCUUCACGUUCGGCGUCGCCGCGCGGGCGCUCUGCCGCCUCGGCCGCGCCGACGAGGCGCUCGCGCUGCUCCGCGGGAUGGCGCGGCACGGGUGCGUCCCCGACGCCGUGCUCUACCAGACGGUGAUCCACGCGCUGUGCGAUCAGGGAGGGGUCACCGAGGCCGCCACGCUGCUCAACGAGAUGCUCCUCAUGGGUUGCGCCGCGGACGUGAACACGUUCGACGAUGUCGUGCGUGGGAUGUGCGGCCUCGGGCGGGUACGCGAGGCGGCGAGGCUGGUUGACAGGAUGAUGACGAAAGGCUGCAUGCCCGGCGUGAUGACGUAUGGUUUCCUCCUGCAGGGACUGUGCAGGGUGAGGCAGGCUGAUGAGGCACGGGCAAUGCUCGGGAGGGUGCCGGAGCUGAAUGUCGUGUUGUUUAACACGGUGAUUGGCGGCUGUCUCGCAGAGGGGAAGCUAGCAGAGGCUACAGAGCUGUAUGAGACAAUGGGUUUGAAGGGCUGCCAACCAGACGCGCACACCUACAGUAUAUUGAUGCAUGGUCUUUGCAAGCUUGGAAGGAUCGGUUCCGCUGUGCGAUUGCUUAGAGAAAUGGAGAAGAAGGGAUUUGCUCCGAACGUAGUCACCUACACGAUCGUGCUACAUUCCUUUUGCAAGAAUGGCAUGUGGGAUGACACAAGAGCAUUGCUGGAGGAGAUGUCAGCAAAGGGCUUGACUUUGAAUUCACAAGGGUACAAUGGAAUGAUAUAUGCACUAUGCAAGGAUGGCAGGAUGGACGAGGCGAUGGGGCUCAUUCAAGAGAUGAGAAGUCAAGGGUGUAACCCUGAUAUUUGCUCAUAUAAUACAAUAAUUUAUCACUUGUGCAACAAUGAACAGAUGGAGGAAGCAGAACAUAUGUUUGAAAACUUACUUGAGGAGGGUGUUGUUGCAAAUGGUAUAACUUACAAUACAAUCAUUCAUGCACUGCUGCGUGAUGGAAGGUGGCAGGAUGCUGUGAGACUUGCGAAGGAAAUGAUACUUCAUGGUUGCUCACUUGAUGUUGUUAGCUACAACGGGCUGAUAAAAGCCAUGUGCAAAGAUGGGAAUGUUGAUCGGAGCCUUGUGCUUCUUGAAGAAAUGGCAGAAAAGGGUAUUAAGCCAAAUAAUGUUUCAUACAACAUUCUGAUCAGUGAGCUUUGUAAGGAGAGAAGGGUACGUGAUGCUCUAGAGCUCUCAAAGCAGAUGUUGAAUCAAGGGCUUGCUCCUGACAUUGUCACUUACAAUACACUCAUAAAUGGAUUAUGCAAAAUGGGAUGGAUGCACGCCGCUCUCAAUCUCCUAGAGAAGCUACACAAUGAAAAUGUGCAUCCUGAUAUUAUUACAUACAAUAUUCUCAUUAGUUGGCACUGCAAAGUCAGAUUGCUUGAUGAUGCUGCUAUGCUUCUAAACAGGGCAGUAAGUGGUGGAAUAGUACCUAAUGAGCGCACAUGGGGAAUUAUGGUACAAAACUUUGUCAGGAAGCCACUUACCAUUUUGGCUGACCAGGUUGAAGUGUAUUAGAAACAUGUGCUUCUCUAUGUUAUAUUUGAUGGUUGUUGCGGCUUUUGAAGUUACCGUAGCAUCCGUUGUUCAAUCAAAAUGAAAUGGUCAUAUCAUGGUGUUCAUCGCUGAUUUCAUCAUGCUCGGUGACCUGAUGGCAGCUGUAUGUCCAGUGGGUGAUCGUAGAAUAAUGCAGAUUCUUCCUGACAAGAAUUUCAAGUUGUACUUACAUACAAAAGGAGAUGAUUUCCAACACUCACUCGGCUGUGUGAAGCCAUCAUGUCCUGCUGGGAAGGAUCGAUGUGAAAGAAAGACUGGGCGGUGCUGGCGUGCUGCUCGCCGCCGGCCAGGACAGGGGGGCGAACAGGUAACUUGCUUUCUUGCAGUUAUUUUCUGGGUUUCUGUUCUAUCUGUUGCCAUUUUAGAUUGUAUUUUUUUUCUUGCUAAAAUAGCAUGGAAUGGUGUCAUGGGAACUAGAAUGUCUUUGGGUAUUGCGUUGGGCCUGUUCCUGCUUGGUUGCUCCACGGCUGCAAUUUUUCAGAAAUUUAAUGGAAACUCACCUUGACGAUCUAGGGAAAUGUGGGAACACUAGAAGAUGAAAAUGCCUCUCAUCAGAAUUAGUCUUAGCAGAGAAUUGUAUUGUAUUGUAUUGGUUGCACGCUACCAAUUCAUCAGGGCCAAAGAUUGUGAUAACCUCAUGACAGCAUACACAUGUGGUUGCGAGCUUUCAAAUAAAUGUGCAUAUCCAUAGCCUAAUUUAUUUAUUCUGCUAUCAUAAUGUUUGUAACUUAGUGAUGCUAUAGCUAAAUGAGGAAGCUUGCUUUGUUGCAAACUAUAUAAGAGAGAUAAGAACCCAGCAUUUUUUUUUUAAUUUCUAGUA
This is a messenger RNA of Oryza sativa Japonica Group (Japanese rice), 2713 nucleotides long. The record is from RefSeq and is a predicted model, not a curated record. Lineage: Eukaryota; Viridiplantae; Streptophyta; Magnoliopsida; Poales; Poaceae.